Molecule: messenger RNA, 1671 nt
Organism: Fusarium venenatum
Lineage: Eukaryota; Fungi; Ascomycota; Sordariomycetes; Hypocreales; Nectriaceae
Product: amidase signature domain-containing protein
Source: RefSeq, a predicted model, not a curated record
AUGCCUGCUACUACGAGUUGGAAAACUAUCGCCGCUCUCCAUCGUGAGAAGCAGGUUGAAGCGGUUCACAAAGAAUGGUUGCUCCCAGAGAAGCAACUCGAAACUCUGAAGGAAGGCGAUCGCCUGAUAGAAUCCAAGGCCGCUCAGAGAUCUGGACUACUUUCUGAUAAGGAGAUCAACAUUACUGAGCGAUUCACCGCUUCUGAGUUGCUCAGCAAGAUACACCGCCAGGAAAUCACUUCAGAGGAGGUUGUCGUUGCCUUCUCUAAGCGCGCCAGUCUGGCUCAACAAUUGACAUCUUGUUUGACUGAGAUCUUUUUCGAAGAGGGAAUUGAGAGAGCUAGACAGCUCGAUAAGCAGUUGAAAGAGACUGGGAAAUUGGCAGGCCCCCUACAUGGACUUCCCAUUAGUCUCAAGGAUUCAUAUGUUGUCAAAGGCCAUUAUGCCACAGUUGGAUAUGUCGAGUUUCUUCGACAGCCUAUUCCACAUACAAACUCUGCACUAGUUGAUCUCCUUCUUGAUGCAGGAGCAGUUCUGUAUUGCAAGACUAAUCUGCCUCAAACCAUGAUGACGGCGGACUCAGAGAACAACGUCUUUGGCCGUGCACUCAACCCUCACAGAACAACUCUGACAGCAGGCGGUUCAACCGGCGGCGAAGGUUCCCUUAUCGCAUUCAGAGGCUCUUUACUUGGAGUUGGUAGUGAUAUUGCUGGCUCCAUCCGCAUUCCAUCUCUUUGCUGCGGUAUAUACGGUUUCAAACCGACCGCAGACCGUGUACCCUUCGGUGGACAAUCAGAAUACCCUUUCAGAAGGCCUCAUUUGCCUGGUGUGACACCAGUUGGUGGACCCAUGGCGAACUCCGUGGAAGACCUAGAGUUGUUCAUGAAGAUCACCAUGGGCCAAAGACCUUGGAACUAUGACCCCUCCGUCGCCGAUAUCCCAUGGAGAGAUCUUAGUGGUGCUGCUGAUAAGAGGUUAACCAUCGGCGUCAUGGCUGAAGACCCUGAUUACCCUCUGAGUCCACCUGUCCGGCGCUCUCUAGCCAAAGCUGCAUCAGCCCUUGAAGGUGCCGGCCAUAAAAUCGUCCAAAUCCAAGCCGACCCCAAGCGCAACGCAGGACACGGCGCAAGAAUUGGCUUCCAGUACUUCACUCUGGUCGGCCCUGACCCGGACACCAUCUCUCGAGAAUGCGGUGAGCCGCUCGUUGCUUCGGUAGCCAGAUUAGUUCAUCCAUUCUCUAAGGGAGAGUUCCCUGUUCGUCCGGACCUUGAGUUAGCUGAUAAGUUGUUCAGCUUAGGCGAGGUCAAGUUGGAGUAUGGUAAGGCGUGGCAAGAGGUUUGGCGCGACAAUGGUCUCGAUGUUGUUCUCGCACCGGGAGCUUCGUCGACGGCUGUCCCACAUGAUACAUAUGGUAACCCAGUGUAUACAUUGAUGUGGAAUGUUUUGGACUUCCCUGCUGGAAUUAUUCCUUUCGGCACGUCUUCCAAGCUUGUCGAUGACGAAGUCAUCAAAGCCACAACCGCCUUCGAGCCAGACUAUGUCCCAGAGGAAACAGACGGUGCACCUUGCGCAAUCCAGAUUGUGGCACCUCGGUUUAGAGACGAGGAGUGUCUACAAGCCAUGCAAAUAAUCGACAGGGACAUCAGACUCUCCCUGUCACAGAAGCUUUAG